Messenger RNA from Anopheles aquasalis, 3860 nucleotides. It is a transcript of the gene spd-2, whose product is annotated as centrosome assembly protein spindle defective 2. NCBI's taxonomy places the organism in Eukaryota, Metazoa, Arthropoda, Insecta, Diptera, Culicidae. The record is from RefSeq and is a predicted model, not a curated record.
UCAAAGAUGGAUCGCAUGGAUCGCACCGCUACCGUGUCCAACGAGCUCAAGCGUCAACGGCUCCUGGCGGCUCAGCUUUUACAGAAAGCCAACGAAAUCAGCCCACACACGGCACGCCAGCAAAAACAUCAACGGUCCCCGGAUGGUUCAAGCUUUUCCGACCCUUCGUCGUCGUCUUGCUCAUCCUCGUCGUUCCGCCAGCAGCAAGAAUCGAUCAACAUCACGGAGCUGGAGGAAGAGAAAACCAUCCACAUGGCCACAACGCCCCAAAAGAGUUCGUUCGAGCCGCAAGAGUUUGCGGCCCGAUCGACACUGCAACAGCGACGACAAGCGGCGCAAUCCGCUACGGCCGAUCCCCUCCCUGCCCGAGCAGUUCCCGGGAACACCGCAAAUGCGAGCAAAUUUCUUUCGGCUGGCAUCGAGGAAAUACUGGCCGCAAGUUUCGCCGAUAAUAUCCGCUCGAUGGGCCGUUCGCUGCGCGGCAACAUUACGGUCGGUGAACUGGACGGCCAGGGGACCAGCGCACAACCGAACCGAGCCGAACUAAGCCUUCCGCGCACGGCCGAUAUGAGCAAGUUCUCGACAAAUUCCGUCUCCUCGCUGGCAUCUGGAACAAACCCCAGCGAAGACCUUUGGAACAUCUCGCAGCCUGCGUUCGAUAGCACCUGGAUGAAGGAGAAGAUGGAUGAGUUGAGCCGGAUGGAAGAGGUCAGCUUUCGCGAUGGGGAGCAGAUGCAGGACCAGCUGCUAGAGGAUGAGCUGGAAUGGGAACAGGAACAUGCCAUCAUACCGGAGCAAAACGCCAAAGCCCGUGCGCCUACCAGUCCGAUUCGGGGUGUGAAGAAACCACUGGCCACCGAAUCCGCUCGCCGGGUGGACUUAUCCUGCUUUUCCGGCUCCGGCUAUUUGGUACCGGAGAUUGAUGUUUCACGUGGGCAAUCCACAGCAGGGGGCAAAGACACCGAGAACGACAACAGCCACUGUUCGGUGGGAGGUUAUUUCAAAACAAUGUCCGACAACCUGAAGAACAUGAUCGGUGGUGAUCGCAAAAGUCCACCGUGGCGCAAACCGAUUCCUCUAAUCGACAUGACAAACGAUGCCAUCGAGAGUCCCAAGUACCCUGUGAAGGUUAAACGAUCGGAAUAUUAUAAGGAGGACAAGGAAAAUUCGCUCGGAGUGUCCAGCAUCGCGCGUGCUAUCGCUGCGGUCGAUUUGGAUGACUCUCCUCAUCAUUUAGUCAACAAACUGACGCAAAUACAUCGCUCCAAAUCGGAACAAGCCACCACCACUGGUACAAAAAACUCGAUGGCCACCAGCGCUGUUGGUGGUGUUGCUUCGAUACAGAAGUACCACAGCGAUCAAGCGGUACCACCUAAGCCUGCACCACGGAUGGUGAAGCAAAUGGAUUCCAAAGCGAAGUCACCGAAUACCUCCCGCCAACCGCUCUCCGAUACGAUGAGCAUUUCCGAAUCCAUGCUCGAAUCCUUCGCCGACGGUCCAUUGCUUUCGAGUGGCAAAACUUCAAGCCCCAAGGGCAAUGAGGAGGAGAGUUUCUCCUCGCGCUAUUUAUCGAGAUCAACGGCAGUAUCGUCGGCAGCACUAACACCGGCCACCACUGAUCGCAAGGCGCAACCACUCGUCGAUACGUACCGUGUUUCAACGGCAACUAAACUGUCCGAGGAGCGCAUGGAUCUACCACCGGUACCGAGAAUACGCAGCACACCGAAAAACUGUCAAAAAAACAUUUUUCACAACCAGCCUGGUAACCACAUCGAGAAACCGAACCGUAAGCGACGCUCAUGUUCGGCCACACGGCAAGAGCUACAAAACGGCAAACGGAUGGUGGAGUUGGCCGUGCCAUCGGGUGAGGUAAACAGGGAACAUCCUCGAUCGAGAUCACCUUCAAAUCGAGCGGAACUGAAGGCCGUCUGUGGUGGUGGUGGUGCUGAUGGUGAUGCAGUGAAGAUGCCCCUCGUGCUUAAUCAUGCUGAUAGCGAUGAGUAUAUUCCCACACCGAAAAGCUCUCAGCGUGGUAUCGGAACCUUCGCCGGGGCGGGCCGUAAAACUUUCCUGUCGCCGGAACCACGCACCAUGUCCCGUUCACCGUACAGUUCACCGAAAGCUGACACCGUCCCGAAGCGUAUGUACGAUGAGAUCGCCGAAAAGUACAGCAUUCCUGCACCAACGCUUACCCGGGCGACCUCUCAGUGUUCUGGCAGCACCGAGUGGACUCACCGUAGCGACGGAACACCGCUGCCACUGAAGGCCACGCAUAGCGAGCUGUCCUGGGGUAGCACGAGGCUGCGGCGUAGCGAGAAGCGCACGAUGCAGAUCAAGAACAUGUCCAAUCGCAAGCUGGCAGUGAAGGCCGAGAUCGUGGGCCCAGGGUUUCAGCUUUCGGGCUCCGAACAGAGCGGUGGUCUGCUGAUGCUGCAGAGCCAAGAGUGCCGUACGAUCACGAUCGAGUUCUGCCCGACCGUGAUCGGACCGGCAGUUGGUGCGCUCCGGUUUCUUCCACCGAACGAGCUACACGUUAAACGGACCGUCACGCUGUACGGGUACGGAGGAGAAGCGUCAGUAAAGAUUGAGGGAAUCCAAAAGGGGCCGAGUGGCCCUUUCCUUGAGCUUGGCAGCGCACGCAAUCUCGGCCGCCCGUUAGAGAAAUCGUUCUCACUGUACAACAAGGGCAGCCUGCCGGCUUUCGCUCGUAUCGGUAUCGAUCGGAAAGGGCUCGAUCAGGCUCUGCUGGCGACCUGCGUUUUUGUGCAGCCCCAGUGUACGAUCAUCGCACCGAACAGCUACGCGCACAUCAAGGUGGUGUUUAAGCCACGGCGCCAGGAGAUCACCAAGAUCCUGCAGAAGCAGGUGGACGUACUAUCAAUCACGAACCUGCACAUUCUGUGGGGCGACGAACCGACACGGCAUCGUAUUCGACAGAACAUCGCCACGGCCAAGCUGAACGCACUGGAAGAUCCGAAGCUGGAGGCACUCGUCCAAAUAUGCAACAAGUUCAGCGAUGAGCGGGAGCUGGACGGUUUGCAGCAGUUCUCCGAGCAUGUGUUCGACACGAUCCACGAACUGUUCCUGACAUUCCGAGAGUACGAGCUAGUGCUGACGCUGGACCGUGCGCUCGACGAUACGAUGCUCGACCUCUCGAUGGCGGAUGAAUCGGGCGCACUGUUCAAAACCAUGUACGCAGGUUCGGAAGCGGGUUCGUCGCCCAAUUUGCCAGCGAUCACCGGGCAGCAGAUAUCACCUGCCGUUGAUGCAGCUGCUGCUACACACGGCAGCGUGCUUGCGGGUUGCUGCAAGCGGGACAGCGGUGAAUCGUGGCUAGUACGACCGACGGCCCUCGUGUUUCGUGCGUCCUCCGAGCACACGAAACAGUUCGUGAUCAAAAGCAACUUCUACACACCCCAGUACUUUGAGCUAAACUGCAACUAUCGGCAGCUGUUUCGACUUUCACCAACCGAAGGCCACAUCCGUCCUGGCCAGGAAGUGGUGGUAAACGUGUCGCUGCAGCACCUGCACCCGAUCGAUGCGGGUUUGCUGAAGCAGCAGCCGAUCUUCGUUGCGGUGUACAUCGAAAAUGAAAAAAUCAACGUGCCGGUUCAGAUCCAGUACGGAAAAUGAGACUGUUGCUGGCAGCACUGCUUCGACAGUCGCUACGGCUGGUACGAUUCCAUCCUUUUAUUGCUGUGUUUGUUCUUUUACCCAUCCGCCCGGGGACCCAUUUUGGGUGCCAGCUUGGAUUUCAGCUUAUGGUUUUCUAUACGAUUUAUACUGUUUUGUGUUGUGUGUUUUGCACCUGAUCUGAUUUUUUUUUAUGUGUAAGCAAUAUAUAUUCACGUUUAACUACA